UAUUCAGCUUCGCUGUACAUAAGUACCUGUUUAAAAUCUUGGACCUACGCGUUAGCGAAUUUAUAUUUUUUCAAAUAACAGGUUUAGGAAAUACUUAACGACAACGAAGUAGCUGUGGGUAUUAUGGAUGUUACAUACGGCGUCAUUCUAUUUCUGCUAAGCUGUUUGGCUCUUCUGGACGGAAGCCAGGCUACUUGUACUUCAUAUAAUUGUGAUGGAUACUGUUGCGGAUACAACACCUGCUGUUAUGUUUACCUGACUUGGUGGUUUUGGUUGAUCAUCCUCGGACUUUUCCUUCUUAAAGUUUGUUGCAUCACGUGUUACGUUCGCCGGAGACGUCAAAGAGCGAACAUGUAUUAUGUGCCUACUGUGGCACAACCAUCCACAACUGUACACGUGAAUGCCAGGGUUUCCAUGCCACCGCGAACUGCUCCUCAUGCACCAGGAACAUGUCCGCCACACUAUACUGGCCAACAACAGCAGAUGCCUCCGCCCUAUCCCGGACCCCAAGCUUCCGCUCCUCCGGCUACAGGACCUGGCUAUGCAGGACCUAUGUACAAUGGGAGUCAAGACAGCCAGGUCAACAAAGAUACUCAAAUGUUGAUUGGAUAAAUUACGAUUUUAAGGGUAAUGGUAUGCAAGACAUUAGUCAUGUCUCUCCAGCAUUUUUGGACGUGAACUGUUCUUUUUUACAAAUUUUUGUUUAGCAAAAACCUUGUUUCGUUUUGUAAUUACUAAUUCUAUGUAGUAAUUGUAAAUAUUUUUGCCUAACCCUCAAACGACCUGGUAGUAUGUUACUUAAGUUCAGCUUUAUGUUCAGUUUUAUCUUAUCUAGCUCAUACAUUUGAGAAAGUAGGUUAUUUUUACGUAAGAUUAAGAGUAUUCAUACGAGCAGUAGAGCAUUUUGUAUAUCUACACUGUAUAUAGCAUGGAUGGCGAACCACUGACUUUUGUGACCCACCGCGUUUUUUUGGUGACCUGCCAAGGCAAGAAUUAAAUGAAAAUUGACAAAACCGGCUCUAAUUGAAGUCAAAAAAUAAGUAAACUAUGAUAAUGUACUAUCAGCCAGGGCAGCGAUCGUUCAUAUUCAAAUUUUACUUUUCGGGUCGCUAUACGAGAACUAUAGAUGCUAAUUUGCAUUUAUUAGUUUCUCGUCUACAAUUCCGUUAGACUUAAAAUGAAGACCUAAAAAUCUGAAAUAAAAAUGGGGCGGUGAAAAGGGCCCUAAUGUGGAUGAAAGCUGAAAAAUCGAAAAAUUUAACUCAGACAGAGUGGAAUUCCCUCUAAACUCUUCGAAACCGUAAAAUAAUUUGCUAUAUCAUCUUAAACGUUUUUCGGUAAUCCGUAUGCGUGUUUUCUUGCACGAAUUUUAUAAAAAUAGAGUGCCAUAAGGAGUCUGGUAGUCUCUGGUAUAAUUGCUGCAUAAAUAAAGCCCGUUCGCCAUCCCUGAUAUAUUGAAUGGUCAUUAUGCUAGGUCUUCUUCAACACGUUCUGAAAGUUUCAAUGCUUGUGUCGGUUUUUGUUUGCAUUCUCUGUAUAAUUAUGUAAUAUGCAAUAAAAAUGCUUUUUGUGCGUAAA
Styela clava is the source of this 1578-nucleotide messenger RNA. RefSeq lists its product as uncharacterized. The record is from RefSeq and is a predicted model, not a curated record. Lineage: Eukaryota; Metazoa; Chordata; Ascidiacea; Stolidobranchia; Styelidae.